Messenger RNA from Oppiella nova, 729 nucleotides. Lineage: Eukaryota; Metazoa; Arthropoda; Arachnida; Sarcoptiformes; Oppiidae. The record is from the annotation of a GenBank genome assembly.
AUGAAGAUCAAUGAGCGGACACUCGUACAAGUGGUGCACUCGCGACAGACGCCCGAAGACAAGAGCGGAUGGCUGUGGAAGAGGGGAGACCUGAAUAAGUCGUUUCAGAAGCGAUGGUGUGUUUUGAAGGGAAACCUCUUCUACUACUUCGACAAGAGGACAGAUCGCGAGCCAUUGGGUCUCAUAAUCCUCGAGGGAUGUCGUGUAGAGUUGGCCGAACACGAGACGGAAAUGUUUGCCUUCAAAAUAGACUUCGGAUCCGAUGACCACAACCAGACGGUCGGACACAACCACAGCCAACAGAGUUGCGCCCAAAUGCGGACAUAUGUCUUGGGAACCGAUUCACAGCAGGACAUGGAGUCCUGGAUGAAGGCGUUGAGCUGUGCUUCGUAUGACUACUUAAAGAUGAUUGUAUCGGAACUGCAGACCAGACUCGACGACAUCCAUCAGCUGCAGGAUAACCGGCGCCGUCAGAGGGACAGCGCCGGUGCCUCAGCCGCCGCCGGAGGCAGUGGUGGCCAACACAGCGCUCGCAUCAAUCCGUUCGACGCCGAAGUGCCGGAUCUAAUGGACGUGAAAGCCGUGGGCCAGAGCUUCCAGCCCUCGGACACCGGCAUUCUGUUCACUCGGCGCCCGUUCGCUGAGAUCCACGAGUUGUAUGGAUUCAAGUUCCGGGAAUACCUGCAACAGAAUCGCGACAAACAGAGACCCAACCUCUUAGACCAAUGA